CAGAGCAGAAGUAACACACACACUAAAGCUUAUAAUGAAGAGGUUAUAUUCUAAGGGGAUGAGACUCUCUGAGUUGAUGGAGAAAUGGAGAAAGAGGAAGAAAGGGCAUUUCACUGUUUACACCAAAGAAGGGAAGAGAUUCGUUUUGCCCUUGGAUUAUCUCAACCAUCCGAUCUUACAAGUGUUAUUGGAGAUGGCUGAGGAUGAGUUUGGAACUACCAUUGAUGGUCCUUUAAAGAUUCCUUGCGAUGGGAGUUUAAUGGAUCACGUCAUCAUGCUUGUGAGGAGAAGUAUCUCUCAUAACUAUGAUGAUGAUGAAGUGGGGAAGAAGUCAGAGGAUUGUUCCACGAGCACCUGCAAGGGAGCUUUAAUCUCUUCUCUAAUACCUCUCUUUCGUGGACAUAACCAGCUCCGGUCUUUAGUUUCCUAAUAAUUUGGUGGUUGUGGACUCGAAGGUGUUGUAGAUAUAUACAUGUAAUUUGUUUUUGGUAAUUGGAAUGUAAUGAGUGUAAUCAACCUGAUAUUUGAAAUGAUU
This is a messenger RNA of Brassica oleracea var. oleracea, 535 nucleotides long. RefSeq names its product indole-3-acetic acid-induced protein ARG7. Bases 35 to 430 code for a protein of 131 amino acids. Gene Ontology annotation, biological process: response to auxin. NCBI's taxonomy places the organism in Eukaryota, Viridiplantae, Streptophyta, Magnoliopsida, Brassicales, Brassicaceae. The transcript has a single exon. The record is from RefSeq and is a predicted model, not a curated record.